CAUACCACAAUAAUCUACACAUCUGAGCGAAGAACUUUGCCAUGAGUAUAUUGCCACUUUUAUUCAAAGAAAAUUAAGUAAAUGAAAUUGAUGUUAACUAGAGGACUGGAGUUGUGUGGAUUACUUGUAGACUGUUUGGGUUCUGGAUGGCACCUAUUCACUGCAGAGGAUCCAUUGGUAUUGUCAAAGAUGAGAGUGCUGGAGGCACUAGGUGUUGUAGUUUUUGUGACUCUAACACAGAUAUGGACCACUCAGGCACAAGAAUGCACCAUCAUUUCUAUAAGCUCUCCUACGGCUUCAUCGCUGUUGGUUCAAUGGAACAGACUACAGGGAAUAACAAAUUAUUUUUUGGAUCUUCGGGUUGUGAACGACUCAGCCACCAGUCCAGUUGUAGUGUCGGUCCCCGGAAGUGUGCAGAUGAAAGAGGUCUUUGGUUUGAAGACGGGGACGUGGUACAGAGUCGUACUUAAAGGGUUUCUGAAUUAUAAUGUUUUGUGUACGGAUGUAAGAUUAGCAUUAACAGCACCGGGCACAUCUCAGAUAACAUAUUGGAAAGCAUUAUCAAGUACAGUCAUUUCACUAGAAUGGGACUUGGUGCAAACAGCGCAACAAUACUUUUUGUUCAUAAAUUCAACAGUGACUGGGGAACGUUACAACAUGUCUUUUACAAACAAUAGUGCAAUGAUUGGAAAUCUUCGACAGGCAACUACAUAUGAUUGUUAUGUGGUCACAUCUAAUGCUGGAGGUCUCGGAACAAGAAGCAGAGUACGGACUGUUACCACAUUGAUACAGCCUCCAGCGGUGAUUACAGCACUACAAACUACGCCCCAGUCUGCCCGCAUCAGUUGGCAACCUGUGGACAAGGUUCUAGUCUACCAAGUUACGGUCAAGAAUUGGAAAUCUCUAAACACUACAUUAUAUUCAAACACUGUGUUUGGCACCACAUUAGAUGUCCAGAAUAUUUUACCCUGUUCGUCAUACCAAAUCUCAGUGUCUUCACUUAAUGCGCUCUUGGAACCUGGAGAACCCAGGCAGGUCAACUAUACCACAAACACUCUGGGUCCAGUGGCAUCGGUCUCAGUGAGCUACACCUGUGCUAGUGCAUCUGCUGUGGUCUCCUGGACAGGAGUGUUUGGAGCCACUACCUACCGUGCCACUGCCGUAGGUCAUCGCACCGGUACAGUUCUGUCUUGUACCUCGAACACUACACAGUGCCAAAUCAGAAAUCUAGCAUGUGGGGAGAACUACAUGGUACAAGUCACAGCCCUUUCCGACAACUGUGAGAGCACCGGCAACGCCACCACAUCCUUCCAAACAGUUCCCUGCGCCCCAUCUGAUCUGAUGCUGUAUCGGGAGUGCAGCAGCAAUGUUAUUGUCUUUUCUUGGGCUCCAAACAAUUACUCAGCUUAUUACUAUGCGAGAGGCGUGGACUCCACUGGCAAGGUAAUGGAAUGUAUAACCACGGAAAAAUCCUGCUUCUUUACCGACACCACGUGUGGGCGCCUUUACAAUUUCACCGUCUCUGGUUCUUCAUCGUCGGUUAGAGAGCAGUGUAGCACUGCAACCAGUUCAACAAUGCAAAUCCGAACAGCACCCUGCCAAGCAACGAACAUGCGCUCAUCAGCGGACUGUAAGACAGGUCUUCUGACCAGCAGCUGGGAAGGUGCAGAUGGAGCACUGCGGUACAUCGUGGAGGCCUUUGGUAACCGUGGAAAUCAGAGCCACUAUAUGUGUAGCUCACUGACGCAGAGCUGCACAAUCUCCGACAUAAACUGUGGAGAAAGCCUUACCAUGAUAAUCACUGCUGCGGACAAUGAGUGCUCCAGCGUUCUGUCUCUGGGAGAAAUUGGUCAGACUGCCCCCUGUGCACCUCAAAAUGUUUCUGCAGUGAAGGACUGCAGCUCAGAUUCUAUCAGUCUGACAUGGGAGUCUUCAUCUGGUGCUUUUUUCUACUUCGCCACGGCGGUGGAUGAAUUUGGGAGUGCUCACACUUGUACCACAACAGAAACACAUUGCAAGAUCAGCGGGGUCCGCUGCGGAUCCAUAUACAAUGCCUCUGUGAUUGCAUCCAACAACUGCAACAGCUCUGUCAGUGACCUCAUCAGUGUAGAAACAGCUCCCUGUCCCCCUGGGAGCGUAGAGGCUCUUCUGGACUGCAACGAAAACCAGGCAUUGGUGAGCUGGCUGGGAACUCGGAGUAUGAUAUCCUUCACUGCCACUAUGGAGGAUCAGCUUGGCGGUCUUCUCAGCUGCAGUACCACUGCCAACAGCUGCCGGAUCCCCGACUUGAAGUGCGGCCAAGUUUACGACAUUAGUGUCACUUACCAUGAUGGAAUCUGUCCCAGUAUGCCUUCCCAUGCCAUACAAAUGAAGUCUGUGCCAUGUGGUCCAACAAAUGUUCGGGCUGAGGUGCAGUGCCCCUCAGGUGUUCUCUUACUCAGCUGGGACAGAACAGAAGAUGCUGAGGGUUAUAUCGCCACUACAGUCUCCAAGACCUCUGGAGAGCUGGUUUACUGUAACUCUUCCCUGCCUUCCUGUAAUGUGAGCAGUCUGCAGUGUGGCGAUUCAUACUCUGUACAGGUCAGGUCAUACAACGGCUCCUGUCUGAGCAUGCUAAGUUCACCUCUAGUAGUCGGAGAGGUGCCUUGUGUGCCCACUAAUGUGACAGCUAGACGGACCUGUGGCAACAGCACAGUGGAGGUAUCUUGGAAAGCAAGCCGUGGCACUCAGUCCUACGUUGCUUUUGCUGUGGGUGAUGAUGGGCAUCGUACAAAGUGUACCUCCAACACAACAACAUGUAGCAUCCCUGACCUGCACUGUAGCAGUGUGUACUCCAUUAGCUUGGUAGCUGUAAAUGGCAACUGCUCCAGUCGGGAGAGUCAGAGUGUUACCCUGCACACAGUUCCCUGCCCACCAACUAAUGUCCAGAGCACUAUGAAUUGCAACACCAGCUCCGCCACUCUGUCCUGGACUGCCAGUCCUAAUGCUGUGUCCUACAGAGGCAGGGCUUUAGGCGGAGACGGCCACACUGUGACGUGUGAUGCCACAACUCCAGGGUGCCAGUUAAACGGCCUGCACUGUGGACAGGAGUAUGUGUUUGUCAUAACUGCCUCUGAUGGAAGCUGUGAAAGUCCAGACAGCGCCAAGAACAGACACGAGACAGCACCGUGUGCGCCUCAGAGUGUGUCAACAUUCCUGGACUGUGCCUCUAACAGUCUGAACAUAAGCUGGGCUCUCGGUCUCACAAAUCUAAACUACACCGCCCUUGCCAGGACUACAGGUGCUGUGCUCAGCUGUACCACAGUGAGCUCUGGUUGUAUCAUCACUGGUCUGGAAUGCGGUAAGAACUACACCGCUGUCGUCACAGCAAACAACAGAGAGUGUCAAGGGCCAGAGAGCGUGCCCCGUCCUGUCCAAACAGUUCCGUGUAUGCCCACGUCAGUCCGUGCCAAUGUGGAGUGUGUGAGUAACACAGUGAGGGCAUCAUGGGGUCCGGCAGCUGGAGCUUUGUCCUACACUGGUGUUCUGACCGGCCUGGGCCAUUACAAUGAAUCCUGCCUGACCUCUGGCCUCUCCUGCUCCUUCAGGGGCCUGACCUGUGCACAAACAUACAAGCUAAAUGUCAUCUCUUACGGCAGCCAAUGCAACAGCCCAGUCAGCCCAGACGUCUCUGUCACAACAGCUCCCUGUGACCCUCAGAGCAUGACUGCAGUGCUCAAGUGUGACUCUCGUACAGUAAAUGUGUCAUGGCAUGCUGCUUCUGGUGCCAGCAUGUACACUGUCUUGGCACAAAUACAGAAUCAGAGCAUUCCUUCCUCUUCCUGUCAUACCUCGGCCACUUCCUGCGACCUCACACAAAUCCCCUGCGGGGAGGUUUUUAAUAUCACAGUGCUUGCUGAUGACGGAACCUGCAACAGCUCAGCACGGGCCAGCACUACACUGGAAUCGGCACCAUGUCCUCCGACAAUGAGGCCUCCUUCACUGAACUGCAGCACUAAUGCAGCCCUGGUGUCCUGGGUGAAGGACCCAGAUGCUGUGAGCGUCCGUGUCAAUGCCACCUCUGUCCUGGGACACACUGCCUCCUGCAGCUCUUCCGCAAACAACUGUUCCCUGGAUGCCUUGCUAUGUGGUCAGACGUACAGUGUGUAUGGUGUGGCCCAGGGCCCUCAGUGUGAGAGUGCACCUAGUGCUCCAUUCACCAUUGUCACAACCCCCUGCACCCCUGCUAAAGUGAGUGCCAACUACAGCUGCGGCACCAGCACAGAGCUGAGCUGGACUGACAGUCUGGGCCGAGAGAGCUUUUAUGUGCUUGUGCAGACAAAUGGUCACUCAGACUCCUGCAGCACAGUCCAAACCCACUGCUCCAUCAAUUCGCUGAAGUGCGGAAGUCUUUAUAAUGUCUCUGUGGAAGCAAUUUCUGGACACUGCAACAGCAGCCGUGCAGCUAACAUGCAGCUACAGACAGCUCCUUGUGCUCCAAAGAAUGUGACUGUAAGACUACAAUGUUUGAACAACACCGCCGUUGUGUCUUGGGAGGGAAGUACUGGUGCUGUGGGCUAUAAUGUCACCGCUGUGGGCCAGGAUGGUGAUAUCAAGCACAGUACCGUCACUGGCACCAGUUGUCAGCUACCCAACAUGCACUGUGGUCAGACCUAUGACAUUGUAAUCACACCCUUCUCUCAGACGUGUGCUGGGUUCCCGACUGCUCCCUACACUUUCAAUGCAGGUUCUUGUCCUGCCAGAGAUGUUCAAGUUUCUCUACAAUGCAGUGGUAAUGUGGGACUUGUCCAAUGGACUGCCGCCAAGUAUGCUGAAAGUUACAUUGCCUUGGCAACGGGUAUGGAUGGCCACACCCACACUUGCACCUCCAGUAACACCAGCUGCACCUUUAGUGAUCUGCACUGUGGUGAGAACUACACCGUUACGGUGGCUACGGUGGAACGUGGCUGCCAGAGUCCAUCCAGCACACCGGUCAAUCUAAGAUCAGCUAUCUGCCCACCCUCAAAUCUGGCCGGUCACACCAACUGUGCUACGGAUGACAUCAGCAUUACAUGGGACCCCAGCCCAGAGUCUGGAGUCACUUACUUCCUGUUCAUCCGUCAGGUGGAUGGGCUGAACUCCACCUUCAGUACUUUGCAAACAUCACAUGUUCUAACAGGGUUGCACUGCGGAAUGAGCUUCAUCGUACAAGCGGCUGCUAAGGACAGCACCUGCACCAGUCCAUACGGAAGCCCAAAACAGAUCUACACGGCUCCCUGUCCACCCAGUAGCCUGACAGCUGCUGCUAGCUGUGGCACAAACAGAGUCACCAUCAGCUGGCUAAAUGGCACAGGGGCACACUCCUAUACUGCCAGUGUGGUGAGAAACAAUGGACAAACUGUUUCCUGUACAUCCAACACCACUUCCUGUUCUGUGAAAGUUGAAUGUGGACUUACAUAUACAGCCUCUGUGGUUUCUACAGUUGGCCUCUGCAACAGCACCGCUAACAACAGCAUCCAUUUUAAAUCGGCGGAUUGCCUGCCUAGUAAUGUGAUAGCGCAUUUAGACUGCAAUUCUGACAUGCUAGCUGUACAGUGGGACCCCAGUGCAAACACUCCUGACUCCUAUACAGCCCUGGCUAUCGGUACGGAUGGCACUCGGCUUUCCUGUAACACAAGCACUACCUCCUGUACCAUUCAGAACUUAAGAUGCGGCCGCACAUAUAGCAUUGCUGUAACCACAUCCAACAUUAACUGCGGAGUCAUUGAGGGUUCAGACUACAAAAUCAAGACAGCCCCCUGUCAACCACAGAGCCCAACUGUUCAUCUACAGUGCAGCACUAACAUCGCUACAGUAACAUGGGACAAUGAUGGAGCAGAUCAGUUUGACAUGGUGACUGCACUCAACUUUACCGGUGGUGCGACGGUGUGCAACAGCACAAACAGGUCUUGCACGUUUGCAAAGCUACGAUGUGGUGAGUCGUACUCACUCAGUGUGGUUGGAUUCAACGGAAACUGCACCAGUGAACCCAGUGAAAGCUUCAGUCUCAACACAGCUCCCUGUGUGCCUACUUUUGUUGUUGCAACCACUAACUGCGACACAUCCAUCACCACUGUAACCUGGGAUUCUGCCAGUGGUGCAAGCAGUUACACUGUUAAUGCUGUGAGCCUCUGGGGACACAACAGCACAUGUACAAACACAGAUACCACCUGCUCUUUCUCAGACCUAGACUGCGGACAGAACUACACUUUAACAGUCACAGCUGAAGAUGACAACUGCAUGAGCCUCACCAGUGAACCCAUCACUGUCACAACAGUUCCAUGUCCACACACUGAUCUACAAGCAACUCUGAACUGUAGCACUGACUCUGCGCUGAUCUCAUGGACACCCGGUAGGGGCAAUCUGAUUUAUAACGCUACUGCCGAGGGCUUUGAUGUAAAUCAGAAAGUCAGCUGCAGUACACCUGGCUCUGCCUGCAAUGUCAGCAAUCUCCACUGUGGCAGCAUUUACCAAGUCAGUGUGAGUGGGGAAGGGCUCACCUGCCCCAGCCAGUCAGAUGAUUGGAUUGCCCUCAAGUCAGCACCAUGUCCACCCACUCAGGUGUCCAUUCAGUCAUCCUGUGACAUAGACACUGUGUCCGUUUCCUGGGAGACCUCUCAGGGCUCAGUGUCCUACAUGGCUAUUGCUGAGAGCAGCGGAGGUCAUAGGGUGACUUGCGGCACCACCCAGCUCACCUGUGAUAUUACAGGCCUGCAGUGUGGGCAGACUUAUCAAAUUUAUGUUUCUGGUGUGGAUGGCAACUGUAUUGGAUCCAGAAGUGAAGUCCGCAUUCUCGAAACAGCCCCUUGUGUGCCUCAGAACGUGCAGACUAUCCUGGAAUGUCAAGCUACUGUUCUCAAUGUUACCUGGCAACAGACAGGUCAAGCCCAUUACUACCACACCACAGUGAGAAGCAGCGAUGGUCAAGUGCUAGGGUACGACUCUAAUACAACCUUCUGCCAAGUUCCCAACAUCCUUUGCGGACUGACUUACAGCGUUACGGUGGUAGCCUAUAGCCAAACUUGCAACAGUUCCCAAAGUUCUGUGGAACAUAUCACCUCAGCCCCUUGCCCACCAGAUGCUAUCUUUGCCGUCUUGGACUGUGAUUUAAACACAGUGUCUGUGUCCUGGGACUCAAGUGUAAAUGGUGUCCUCUACAUCGCACAGGCCUUUUACGCCAAUAACGACAAUGAUUACUACAUGUGUAACACCACAGAAACCAGUUGUGAUAUCACUGUGGCCUGUGGCAUGGAUUAUAAUGUGACUGUAGUGCCAUUAAGGGAUGGUUGCACUGGGGAGAAUUCACCAGUUCAGUAUGUUAUGGCAGCUCCUUGCGUUCCCCUCAUGUUGGAUGCUGAAAUGGACUGCCUGUCUGAUUCGGCUUGGCUGGCAUGGGAAGAGUCAGCAGGGGCAGAGCUCUACAUCACCACAGCAACUGACAGUGAUGGACAGGUGUACCAGUGUAACUCAACUGAGAACCAGUGUACAGUUGAACAGCUACAGUGUGGAAGAUUCUACAACUUUAGUGUCACUGCAUCUAACAGUCAAUGUGACAGCCCCAUGAGCAACACUUUGCAGACCGAGACAGCCCCUUGUCCACCACAGAAUGUGAUCACGUCUGUGGGGUGUGACACUGGUACGGUGAGUGUGUUGUGGGAUGAGAGUGUUGGUGCAUUAAGCUACACUGCCACUUUGGAGCGUACAGAUGGAGAGACCACCUGCUGCACGGCAAGCUCCACUUCCUGUGAGGUCACUUCCCUUCCCUGUGGCCAGAUGUAUGUCCUGACAGUCACUGCUGAGGGAAGGAUAUGCAACAGCUCACAGAGCCUUGAGGUCAUCGUACGGUCAGUUCCCUGUAUUCCGGAGAGUCUGGUGUCCAGUACUAGCUGCAGUGAUAAUGUAGUCACCAUGUCAUGGUUGAGCAAGGAAGCUGGUGAGCUCUAUACAGUCCAGGCCUUAAGUGCUGAUGGGUUAUUCUCCGACAGCUGCUCAGGGUUUGGUCAGUCAUGUGAUCUCACAUCGCUGAUGUGUGGUGUGCCAUACACUGCCACAGUAAUGGCACAGGACAGCAUCUGCACAAGCCCGCCAAGUCAAGCUGCUCCAAUCAGGACAGUGCCCUGUGUGCCGGAUCAGGUGACUGCUAAUGUGAGCUGCCAAGGGAACGACCUGUCUGUGUUCUGGGAGGAGAGUGCAGGAGCAGACGUAUAUACGGCUGUGCUUGAGGACACUAAUGGCCAUUUCACCAGCUGUCAGAGCAUGAACCACACCACCUGUACAGUUAACAGACUUGCCUGUGGACAAACCUACCGUGUCAGUGUGAUAGCAUCAGACGGAUACUGUGAUAGCUUGCCCAGUGCCGUCACUGAUGUUAAUUCAGCUCCUUGCAUGCCUCAUAACAUCCAGGCACUAAUAGACUGCCAGUCUGGUACAGCUGUACUUUCAUGGCAGCCAGGCAGUGGGGCAAUGCAAUACACAGCCACAGCAGUAAGUGAAUCUGGCCAUGUGCUAAGCUGUGAAAACAACGAUACUAACUGUGAGCUGACAGGACUGGCCUGCGGUGAGAGCUACAACAUUACUGUGUUAGCCGAAGGACAGACCUGUAGCAGCAGUGCUACCAUGACUGGACACCUGAAUACAGGUCCUUGUGCACCUCAGAAUGUUGAAGUGCAAUAUGACCUGUCUAUUGGCCAGCUGUCAUGGGAUAGAAGUAGAGGUGCUUCCAUGUACACAGCGCAGGCUGCCACUGAUCUGGGAUCAGUACUGUCCUGCUCCACCAGUGACACCUCCUGUGCCCUCUAUAAUGUGUCCUGCAGUCAGACAUAUGACAUCACAGUGACAGCACACAACAACGUCUGCAGAGGAGCUGCUGUGUCUACAUCAACUACUCUAAACACAGAACCCUGCCCACCCCAGAAUGUGCAAACCCAUCUGAAUUGCAGAAGUGAUGUCGGGACUGUGUCGUGGGAGGAAAGUUUUGGGGCAGUGGCAUACGUGGCUUUCCUGGAGGGUCGCAAUGGACACAGUCUGUCCUGCUACACAACUAGCUCCAGCUGCAGUGUGACGGGGUUGAUCUGUGGAACGGUUUACAACACUCAUGUACGUGCCAUUGGAGAAACUUACAACAGCACAGACAGCGAGACAGUCCUCUUCACAUCAGCCCCCUGUCCACCAGUUUCCAGUUCAGUCACUGCUGACGUAAACUGUGAGAAUGCCACAGCAUUGUUCAGCUGGGCCUGGAGCGGUGGAGCAGCAUCCUAUGAGCUCACUGCUAUCAGUAACAAUGGCUACAUCGCCUCCUGCAUUUCCCAAGAGAAUUUCUGUAAUAUCACUGAUCUUGCCUGCGGACAGACUUACACAGUCAGGCUCACAGCAAUUAAUGAUGAAUGUGAGGUUACUCAGGAGACAGGAGUGACCUUCCAAACACGUCCUUGUGCUCCCUUGCAUGUGAACGUGAACCUUCAGUGCAAGCCUAGCACAGCCAUAGUGACUUGGGAACAAAGGGAUGAUGUGCAAUACUACCUUGUUAGCGCCACCCUCAGCACAGGAAAAGCAGAUGCAGUUUGUAACUCUACAUCUGACAGCUGUGAAAUGAGUGGGUUGCAAUGUGGAGAGGAGUACGCCUUCACCGUCACUGCCUACAGUAGUCACUGCCAUAGUGAUGUCAGCAGCACUGUACACAUUUCAACAGAACCUUGUCAACCAACUCAACCAACAGUUUUAGGAUCUUGUGAUAACAACACAGUUCUCUUGAACUGGAAUCACAGCAGAGGUGCAUCAAGUUACACAGUGCAUAUAACAAGCAAUCUAGGAUACGCUGACUCCUACCAGACAUCUGAAUCUAUGCUAACAGUGGAGCUUCUUUGCGGACAGACCUACACCUUCACAACAACGGGGGAAAAUGAUGUCUGUGACAGCAUACCAAGUGAUCCUGCGCAUUAUACGACUGCCCCAUGUGUGCCGUACCACAUUCAGACCUAUGCAGAGUGUGAGAAUAACAUUGGAGCUGUCAGCUGGGCUGGUAGUGAUGGCGCAGAUAUUUACACUGCCAUUGCCAUAGGACAGGAUAACCACACACACGUCUGCAUAACAAACACAACAUACUGUGUCUGGGAGGAACUGCACUGUGGAGAAAUUUACUUUGUCCAAGUAGUCGCCAAUGCCCAAAUCUGCAACAGUAUGCCUAGUGAUGGCACAGUCAUCCACAUGGCUCCAUGUAUCCCUCGAAAACUGGUGUCCUCUUUCGACUGUAACAUGAAAGUGGUUUCCCUCACCUGGGAAGCAAGUGAAAAUGCUCAGAUGUACCUAGUGUCUGCAGAGUCUGACAGCGGUCACCAGGUGGAACUCUCCACCAAUACCACAAGUGCACAGUUCUCUGAGUUCAACUGUGGUCAGUCGUACUAUUUGAGUGUGCAAGCUGUGGGAAAUGUAUGUCGGAGCCACCCCAGUAAUGUUUCAGUACUGCAGACAGAACCCUGUACUCCCACAUCGGUCAUUGGCUUUACGGACUGCAUUUCCAACAUUGCUACUGUAUCCUGGGAGCCAGCUGAGGGUGCAGAAUACUACACAGCGACAGUGCAUGGCCCAGAUGAGCCUUUGGGAACAUGCAUGUCCUGGUCUUCGAGCUGUGGCAUGCCAAAACUGUCCUGCGGUGAAACAUACAAUGUUAGCGUGAUUGCCUCCAGUCGCCAUUGUAACUCAACACCCAGCGUGCUGAGCCCUCUUAACUCAGUGCCCUGUGUUCCUACAGGUGUGUCUGUGGCACUAGACUGUAUCACUGCUGAGGCACAUGUGUCUUGGAAUGCAAGCAUGGGGGCGCUGUACUACAUUGCUUAUGCCUGGAGCAGUACAUUCAAUUUCAUGUCCUGUGAGAGCUCUGGGCCUCUUACACACUGCACUCUUAGAGAUCUCAUCUGUGGAGAAAAUUACACUAUUCAGGUGAUUGCUGUUGGAGAUGAAUGUUCCAGUUUGCCCAGUCAGGCAGAAAACUUCCGCACAGUUCCCUGUGCCCCGGAGGUUACUGCUACGCACCUGGACUGCCACACUGACUCUGUACUGCUGCAGUGGAGUCCCACUGGUGGGUCUAUUUCCUACACUGCUAAUGCCAGGACACCGGAGGGUCUGGUCUCCACCUGCUCCAGCAACUCCACUAACUGUGAACUAAGGGGACUAGCCUGUGGACAAACAUACAAUGUUACUAUUAUAUCAUAUGAUGGACGUUGUCACAGCAUGCCUAGCACAGCCCUGGCAGUGGCAUCGGUACCCUGCCCACCUGAGAAUGUGAAGUCAAAUUUGCUCUGUUCUUCAAACUCUGCCCAUGUGCAGUGGAAUCCUGGGGCUGGGGCAGAAUCAUAUGAGGUGCAUGCCAUUAACACAGGCGGCCAGAUGACAUUAUGUGACAGCACAAAUACUUCCUGUGUUAUCCCUAACCUUGUAUGCGGUUCCAUUUACAAUAUCAGUGUGCUUGCCAUUGGCCACCACUGUAAUGUUUCAAGGAGUGAGAUCACAACACUGCAUUCAGUGCCAUGUGUCCCCAACCAGAUUCAGGCAAACCUGAGCUGUGGAUCCGGUGUGGUUGAUGUGUCCUGGCAGCCUAGCCAAGGCGCUUUCUCGUACACUGUUCUUGCUCAUGGGAGCGGGGGGUUUGCAUCUUCAUGCAACAGCAGUAGCACCACAUGCAAGUUUAGUGAUCUACUGUGUGGACUCACAUACAGCAUCAGCGUGACUGCCUCCGACCAUGUGUGUACCAGCGCACCAAGUCAUAGUGUACAGUUGGACACAGUUCCAUGUGAGCCACAUGGAAUCAUUGCUCAAAUGGAGUGUAGCAGCCACACAGGUGUAGUGUCCUGGGAACAUGGAGAGCAUGUCGCCUCCUACUUGGUCCAAGCAUCCAGUCCAGAUGGGCACCAAACAUAUUGUAGCAGCUCCACCACCAGCUGCAGAUUGGCUAGCUUGCAUUGUGGCCAAGCCUACAACCUCACACUCACCGCCCAGGACAGCCACUGCAACAGCCAAAAUGCUUUUUCACAGUUACAGUCAGUUCCAUGUGUACCUACCAAUGUGCAGGCAUCUCUUGUUUGCUUGUCUAACUCUGCGGCUGCAACGUGGCAAAGUGUCAGUGGGGCACUGUUCUACCAGGCUAAGGGUAUCACUGUAGAUGGUGCCCAUACAGCCUACUGCAAUAGCAGCUUGCAACAGUGUAACCUGAAGCAUCUGCUGUGCGGGCAGGUUUAUAAUGUGUCUGUGCUGUCUAUAGACCACACAUGCAGCAGCGAAGAGAGUUUGUUCACACAAGUGCAUACUGCGCCCUGUCCUCCUCAGACGGUUGAUGUUAAGAUGAGCUGCUCUGCUGGCUCAAUGACUGUCACAUGGCCAGCCAAUCCAGAUGCAGAAUCUUUCCAUGUGAGGGCAGAAACCAGUGGAGGAUCUUUCCUGUCAUGUAAUUCCACUAGCACCAGCUGUUCAUUCAGUGGCUUGCCAUGCGGACAGUCAUAUUCUGUCACUGUAGCAUCUGUCAGGAGUGGCUGUGAGAGCCAGCCCAGCACAGCUGUUAAUGUCAGCUCAGCUCCUUGUGUUCCUCAAGGAGAGACAGGAAACCUGGACUGCGUUACCAACUCAGCUUGGGUGACUUGGCUACAAGCAAAGGGGGCAGAGUCUUACUCUGUACUGGCAGUGGAGAGGGGCGGAAGCAACAGCAGCUGCUCAGGUACAGAGCUGCACUGCAAUGUUCCCGACCUGCUGUGUGGAGCCACGUACACCUUCCACAUUACUGCGGUGAAUUCAUUCUGCAGAAGCGGACCCGGCAAUGCCUUCCAAAUUCAAACAGCUCCCUGUGCCCUCACCUCCAUCACUGCACACACGGACUGUUACAGCAGCCAUAUCACAGUUAGCUGGCAGUUGAAUGAGGGGUCUUCCUUCUAUGUGGCCACAGCUGAAGGUCAUGACCAAAGCGUUUUAAUAUGCAACAGCACUGGCACGUCCUGUGACCUCUCUGGAGUGAAGUGUGGAAUGCAGUACACCAUUAUAAUUUCUGCAUCUUCUGACAAAUGCAGCAGCUUGCGGAGUCCGCCUCUUAAGAUGCACACAGCACCUUGUGCUCCUCAGAAUAUAACAGUGAGCCCAGUGUGUGACUCGAAUGGCAUGACGGCAACAUGGUCACCCUCUCUGGUGGCUGAGUCAUACUCACUCACGGCCAGCAGUAGAGAUGGAGAUAUUCGCACCUGCAGAAGCACCACGAACAACUGCACCCUGCUUCACCUGCACUGCGGACAGAUUUAUGACUUUAACAUAACUGCUUCGGCUGGAAACUGCACCAGCCCGGCCAGUCAGCAGGUCACCUUCUAUACUGUGCCCUGUGAGCCACAGAACAUGACUGUGGAAGUGCAGUGUGACACCAGGACUGCCACACUUUCCUGGGUGGAGGGCCAAGGUUCGCUACAGUACUUCACAAUGGCUCACACCAUGGAUGGGCACACGCUACUCUGUGACACCACAAGCACGUCCUGUAGCAUUCAUGGACUGACUUGUGGGAAGUUGUACAACUUCAGUGCACUGGCUUCAGAUGGAACCUGCAACAGCUCACUCACUGUGCCAAUUCAGAGAGGAGCAGUCCCAUGUCCUCCUGCCACUGUGAGGGUGAGGACUCAUGUGAUGGUUGAUGCCACUCUAAUCAGGGUCUCCUGGAAUUUUGUGAACUGUCCCGACGUCACAUACCUGGUACAGGUGACCGGCAAUAUCCAGGACAACACACAGUCCGUUAUGGACAUGUCAUCCUACUGGACAGACAUCAACUACUUUGAGUUUCCUGUUCCCUGUAGCACCACUUACAGUGUGACAGUGUUUUCACAAAACUCAGCUGGGAUCAGCAAACCAUCUCAGGCUGUUACUGGUGUCACAGUGCCCUGUCCACCAAUGAAUGUCACCUUCACAGGUGACAGUUCCUCUGCCACAGUGGCCUGGAAGUCCUCAGCUCUUACCACAGGAUACAGGGUUUACCAGCUGAGCUCUGAUGGCAGGGUGCCUGUCUGUCUCACCUCAAACCUCAGCUGUCAGGUCUUUGGCCUGCAGGCCUCAAAUGUUGCUGUGACAGCCUGGAAUGGUGCAGGAGAGAGUCUGGCAUCUAGAAUAGCUACUGGUCAAACCUCAAACCGUCGGAAGAGAAAUGUGGAAUUUGCAAAGAUAUAUGCAUCACUGACCCCUGAGGAGCUGGCCGUCCCUGAGGUGAAGGUUGCUGUGACACUACAGUCACUACAGGUCGAGUGGUCCCGGGUGACAGGGGCGGAGUCCUACACUCUGAUUGUAUAUGAGGACACCGAAGAACAGCCGAAGGAGGUUGUGUCCGUGUACAGGACUGAGAUUGCUACAGUUACUGACCUAGAACCUGCAACACUUUACUGCAUCAUCGUGUCUGCCAAAAACGACAACAUCCAGAGCGCCUAUUCCCAGCCUGUGUGUGUCACUACUCAUGCCUCUGAGUAAACGGGCUUCCUGCAGGGUGGACUGUACAAGACUGUAGAUACAAAACCAACUGAAGUGGUGUCGAGUUCUCUGAACUAGCUCUUCUCUUUCUGAUAUUCAAUAAUUGUUACUAAAAAUCAGCCUAUUUGUCCUAUCAGGAAAUCUAAACAAAUAUAAUUCAAAAUUAUUGACUGAUUGUGUCUCCUUAAACUAAUCCUUUUCUAAUGAACCCAAUCAUAAUAAAACAAAUUACUGAAUUUCUGUGAUGCAAUAUCUAAUAUAUAAUCAUUCUGUUGAUUGAAAAACAUAGGCAAGGUCACUUAAAAUGAAGACUAGAUAUGAAGAAAUUAUACAUUGAUUGAUCAUAGAAACAUGCUAUACUGUAACACAUAGUUUUUAAAGAGUUUUAUGUAUUUAUCUUAAAAAGCUUUAAUUUUUCUGUAACCAGGUCAUAACAUGAUUCAAUCAAGAAUGUUUUUGUAGUUAGAUCAAAUAAAUAGUUAAUUUAUCAAGCACUAUUUUUAAACCAUACAUUGUAUUUUCUGAUGUAUAUGUGGGUUUGUUAACAAUCUGAAAUAGUACUUUUAUACAUAAAACCAUAUGAAAGAAUUAAAGCCUGUGAAUGAAAACUUCAAACAUGAAAUGAAAACUUCACAAGAUAUGUGCUAAUAAUUUGAAUCUUCAUCUUUUCUUAUAAUCGCCUAGCAUAAUGCAACACGCUUUUCUUCUAAAAACGAUGUUGCAUGACUUUCAAUCUGAAAUCAAAAUUUUUACCCUAGCCACAAAGUCCUAGAAGCAUGAGAUUGUGAUGCAAUUGAAAUUAAAUAUUAAAUAAAAUAAAAAUGUACAUUUAAAAAAAA
Labeo rohita (rohu) is the source of this 15332-nucleotide messenger RNA. RefSeq lists its product as uncharacterized. The transcript is spliced from 58 exons. Gene Ontology annotation, molecular function: protein binding. Bases 82 to 14493 code for a protein of 4803 amino acids. The record is from RefSeq and is a predicted model, not a curated record. NCBI's taxonomy places the organism in Eukaryota, Metazoa, Chordata, Actinopteri, Cypriniformes, Cyprinidae.